Bombina bombina (fire-bellied toad) is the source of this 1808-nucleotide messenger RNA. Its product is annotated as thread biopolymer filament subunit gamma-like. The record is from RefSeq and is a predicted model, not a curated record. Bases 89 to 1609 code for a protein of 506 amino acids. NCBI's taxonomy places the organism in Eukaryota, Metazoa, Chordata, Amphibia, Anura, Bombinatoridae. The transcript has 10 exons. Gene Ontology annotation, molecular function: structural molecule activity.
UGCUUUCAUUCUGACAUCUUGAAUGAAAAGAGCAAUCAGGCUGUGCAAUUCCUCUUCUGAGUUAGACACUUAAUUGUUCAUUUCCAUCAUGUCGGUCUCAGGUGCAAGCUCUCUUAGCUGGGUAGCUUCUUCUUCCCAGAAAUCUGGUUAUUCACUUUCACAAGGAGGAGGUUCUGCUUCUGCUGCUGCGGCUGCUGGGCUUUCUGGCGGUUUGUCUCGAUUGAGCCUAGGAGGAGGAUUAGGAGGAGGAUUAGGAGGAGGAUUUGGCGCAGGUCUUGGUGGAGGUGGCGCAGGUUUUGGUGGAGGACUAGGUGCAGGACUUGGUGGUGGACUAGGAGGUGGACUAGGCUUGGGAGGUGGUUUAGGAGGAGGAUAUGGGGGUCUUGCUUUAGGUGGUGGUGGAUUUGGAGCAGGUGGAUUGGGAGGAAGUGCAGCUUUUUCUUUGGGACGCUCUCUAACAGCAGGUGGACUAAGUUCAUCUCUGGGUGUUGGGCCUGUUAGAGGGCCACAGUUGCUAUCAAGAGCCUCUGAAAAGCAAACAUUGGCAGGAUUAAAUGACCGUUUCUUUACCUAUGUAGAGAAAGUAAAACAGUUGCAGCUAGAGAACCAAACCCUUAAUACACAGCUGAACCUUCUGACAGGGGGGACAGGUGUUCCCUCUUCAGACUCUUCAGGAGGACCAGUAAAUUAUGAGGUUCAGCUAACUGAUCUGAGAAACACUGUUGAGUCCUUAACCCUUGAAAAUGUACGAUAUGAAAUUGAACUUGACAACAUCAGAGGUGCAGCAGAGGAACUCAAGACUAAAUAUGAACUAGAGCUCGGGGUCAAAUAUCAACUGGAAACUGACAUUGCAGCAAUGAAAAGGGAUAUUGAAUCUGCUUCUGAUCUGCGCACUGCCCUGGAACAGAGAUUUACAGCUGCUUUGGAUGACCUUGAAUUCCUUAAGAAGACACACGAAGAAGAAAUCUCCACACUACAGAGCAAGUUGGGUGCCGCAGCUGAUACUUCAGUGUCUCUCAUUGAAGUUGACGCAGUCAAAUCAUUUGAUCUCAACGUUGCAUUAAACAAACUGAGAGGAGAAUAUGAGAAAUCAGUUCAACAACACAAAGAAGACGCCGAAACAUAUUUCAGAGCUAAGAUUGAAGAAAUAAAUACAGAAUCGGCAAAAACAUCAGAAGUUGUUUCCUCCAUAAAAACAGAAAUCACAUCCUCAAAGAAGGAAUUACAAAGCUUAAACACUGAAUUACAGUCUGCUAUCUCUGUGAAUUAUACACUUGAAAGCAACCUAGCAGAGGUAGUCGCAAGGUCUAGUGUAGGAGCCGCAGAAUUCCAAGCCCAGAUUACCAGCUAUGAAGCUGCUAUAGAGUCGGCAAAAGUAGAACUCCACAAAAUCAUUGUAAACUAUCAGGAGCUUCUGGACAUCAAACAGGCCCUUGAUGUAGAAAUUUCCACCUACAAAAAACUCUUGGAAGGCGAAGACAUCAAAUUUCCAGAAAUCGAAGUGUUAUCAGGAGGGACAUACACCUUCUCAUCUGACUCUGGCUUCACAAAGAAAGACUCCAGUUCAUCUUCAGUGGCACAGCUAAGUCUGGAUGGAUGGACAAAAUAGGAAUUGUUCUAGAACAAAUCUGAAGCUCAUCGGUCUAUCAGCAUUUCCUCUCUGAAGAUGAGGAAGAGGAGUCCUCUAUGCAGCACAAAUACAUUUGCUUCUCUGUUGCUUGUCUAAAGAAACUUACCGCUAAUUCUGUUUCAUUAGUUUCUUUACCAUGUAACGUCUCACGGUAUCAAUAAAUCCGCUGAAUUUGAAA